Messenger RNA from Penicillium subrubescens, 1164 nucleotides. RefSeq names its product Saf4/Yju2 family protein. Gene Ontology annotation, cellular component: U2-type spliceosomal complex; post-mRNA release spliceosomal complex. Bases 1 to 1164 code for a protein of 387 amino acids. Gene Ontology annotation, biological process: mRNA splicing, via spliceosome. The record is from RefSeq and is a predicted model, not a curated record. The transcript is spliced from 3 exons. NCBI's taxonomy places the organism in Eukaryota, Fungi, Ascomycota, Eurotiomycetes, Eurotiales, Aspergillaceae.
AUGCAAGGGUUCAAUAUGGGACGAUAUGUCCCUCCGGACCAAGAGGGUGUCACCUCUGCAAACAAGCUCGCCGGCAAACACCCCCUCGGCGCGCGCGCCCGCCACCUCCACACGACAGGUGCCCUCAUCGUCCGGUUUGAGAUGCCCUUCGCCAUAUGGUGCACUAACUGCAAACCAAACGAGACCAUAAUCGGACAGGGCGUUCGCUUCAACGCUGAGAAAAAGAAAAUCGGCAAUUACUACUCGACCCCCAUCUACAGCUUUCGGAUGAAACACACCACAUGUGAAGGCUGGAUUGAGAUUCACACCGACCCGAAAAAUACCGCCUAUGUGGUCGUCGAAGGUGCACGCAAACGCGAUACCGGGGAAGACAAAGAGCUGCAGCCCGGGGAGAUUCUCAUUCGCGGCCACACGCAGGAUCCCGCCGAGAAAGACCCGUUUGCUAAGCUCGAGGGCAAAUUGGAGGACAAGCAGCGCGCUCAGACCGAAUCGAGUCGCAUUCUGGAGUUGCAGAAGCGGCAGGAUCGGGAUUGGGAGGAUCCCUACGAGAAUUCCAAGCGAUUGCGCCGCACCUUUCGCGGAGAGCGGAAGGGACUGGAGAAACUGGAGGCCAAUCGCGAGGCUUUGCAGGAGAAAAUGAGUCUGGGCAUUGAUCUGGUCGAUGAGACGGAGGAGGAUCGUCAGCGAGCAGGCAUGGUGGAUUUUGGUGAUGAUCAGUCUACCGCCGCAAAGGAGGCUGCCCGCGCAACUCGAGUCCGACCAAUGUUUGAGACUGUGGACCCAAAACGCUCUCGGAGCAGUGAGAACCGCGGCAAGGAGCGUCCGAUGUCCCGGAGAGCCCGUGAAGCUGAGAUGAUCGAGCAGCGCAAGGCGAAUUUCCGAAAUGAGCUGCGGCAAAACACACGCGCUGCAAAGGAUCCUUUCCUCAAGGAUCUGGGAGAUGGACCAGACAUCUGGAAGCCUGCUGUCAAGGGGAAGAAGCUUUCUACGAAGCUGGUACCUCGGACCGCUUCGAAGAAUGUGAUGAACACUCAGGUCAAGGACUCGACCGACACAGAGGGCAGCCCGGUCUCGCCCCCAGCGACCACUGACAGCGACGUUGCGCCUGCACAGGUUGUACCGGCUGCACGAGCAUUGGUGGAUUAUGAUUCUGACACGGAGUAA